CAUAAAUGAAAUAGACAAACCAUUCAACACGUGUUAAAUCAUCACACAUUGCGUCAAAUCAACAGGUGGCGACAUAUUAAAAAAAUAUUUUGCAUCCGUUUGAGACAGUCGACAAAUCCUCUUUCUCAAUAGACUCUCCCCCUCAUAUAAGUACCUUAUUGGGUAACUAAUUAACAAAUUGUAGGCUAAUGACUGCGGAACCGUGGCGUACUGAAGUUUUGCUUACUAAGUGUUAUCGUCAUUCGUGGUGGAGAUCUCCGAGUUUUGUGAGCGCUGUGAUAUUUACCAAUUCAAUGGUCCAUUGAUUUCGUGAUCCCCGAGUUUUGUGAGCGGUAUCUCGGUGCGUCCAUUGAUUCCGUACCGUGACCCCCGUGUUUUGUGAGCGCUUUCCCUGGGUGUCUUUUGAUUUCGUACCGUGACCCCCUGAGUUUUGUGAUCGUUAUUCGGGGGUGUCGUUUGAUGUUGAAUAGUGACUCACCAUGGAGAUCCCCCGGAGAUUCGUGGUCGUUAUAAUGGGAUUUUUUGGACUUUUGUGCACGUAUUCUCUGAGAACGUGUUUCUCUUUAGUCAUGGUGCACGUCCUUCGUAGAGAUUUGUCUCAAACAAACUUCCCCUUCAAGGAGUGCACGAUCAACGGAACAAGCAUGGAUCUUCACCUGCCUUGGAACCCGUCCUACACACAAUACUUUAACUCGGCAUUUUUCAUUGGGUAUUUCCUCACUCAGCUGCCUGGAGGGUAUCUCGCUGCACGAUUCUCAUCUUCAAGGAUUUUCGGCGUGUCCAUCCUCCUCAGCGGUAUAAUGGUGAUUCUUCUAUCGUUUGUGGUAGCAUAUGGACCUGCAGUAGUUUUUUCUAUUCGUUUAAUUCAGGGUCUUUUUGAGGGUAUGUCGUUACCUGCUAUGAAUGGUGUUCUAUCUGCGUGGUCACUUAGUACAGAAAAAUCAAGGAUGGUCACGUUAACGUACUCUGGAGUGUAUCUAAGUCCCGCCGUCGCAUUCUUCAUCACCGGUCUAACAACAUGUUAUGUCAGUUGGAACUCGAGCUUCUUUAUCUUUGGAAGCCUGGUGAUUGUGUUUUCCCUUCUUUGGAUGUUUUUGGUUUAUGAUAACCCGAAAUCCAAUCCAAAUUUGUCUGAGAAGGAGAGGAGCUUCUUUGACAGAGAUGGACGAUGUAAAACUUCGAAAGACACGGUAAGGAAUGUACCAUAUCGAAAGAUACUGACGUCACUACCGGUUUCCGCAGUAUUUGUGGGGAAUUUUUGCAGGAAUUGGAUUUUCUCAAUGCAGGUGUCUCAGCUUCCUCAGUAUUUUGCUGACGCAUAUGGAAUGAAUGUCGCCAGUAUAGGAUUUCUUUCCGCACUGCCGGACAUUUUGAUGGUCAUAGUGGUCGUUGCAGGAGGCAUUUUGAUAGAUAAAAUCAUUACGACUGGAAAAGUCAGCACCACUGUCGGCAGAAAAAUUGCACAAUGUUCUGGUUUUGGGAUCGAGUCUUUGUGCGUGCUUAGUUUGGUAUUCAUUAGAGAUUUUAGACUGGCAGUUAUCAUUCUAAUGAUUGGGAUUGGAAUUAGCGGAAUGGCAAUGUCUGGCUACGUGGUCAAUAUCCUAGAUCUGGCCCCACAAUAUGCUCAUAUUGUCACAGGAAUUACCCGGAUCAGCUGUAUUGGUUCUGUGUUAAGUACCGCCCUAGCAGGUUAUUUAAGAGAAGAGAAUAUUGAAUCUUGGCAUAGAAUAUUCCUAAUAGCGGGAAUAAUUCAUAUGUUUGGAGCAAUUUAUUAUGGAAUAUUUGCUUCUGGUGAAAGACAGAGUUGGGCGGAAACAACGGAUAUAACGUCAUCAGGAAGUACGGUUGCAUUAGCAUCAUGCCCUGUUCAUGAGUAUGGAACAGUUUCACAAGACAAUGAUAAAGGCCUUGUAUCUAGCACUAGAGAGUGUGCAGAAAAACGGUAAAUCCCUGUGCAUUUCCAGGUCCAACAUCAGAACAGGAAUUCCGAUUUCUCUAGUGAUUUACAAACUGUAUAAUUUUGAUUGUGAUGUGUUUUGGUGGUUCAGGUAUCCGUUAUUACCCUGGCGUAGUUGCCACAAAAAUAUAGUUGUAGAAUAUUU
Messenger RNA from Ostrea edulis (European flat oyster), 2102 nucleotides. RefSeq names its product vesicular glutamate transporter 2.2-like. Gene Ontology annotation, cellular component: excitatory synapse; synaptic vesicle membrane. The record is from RefSeq and is a predicted model, not a curated record. Gene Ontology annotation, molecular function: L-glutamate transmembrane transporter activity; neurotransmitter transmembrane transporter activity. NCBI's taxonomy places the organism in Eukaryota, Metazoa, Mollusca, Bivalvia, Ostreida, Ostreidae. Gene Ontology annotation, biological process: transmembrane transport; monoatomic anion transport; synaptic transmission, glutamatergic. The transcript is spliced from 11 exons. The coding region runs from base 480 to 1946 and encodes 488 amino acids.